ACAGCUGCUCAGUGUUUUGCUUCGACUGGCAGGGAAACUUUUUAGGGACAAUAUGCCGCCCAAGCAGGCUACCAAAGGACAGAAACAGAUUGCAGAAGAGAACAAAUCCACCUUAAACUUUUAUCAGUAUGUAACAAUAGGAGUAAAUGUAAUUUAUUUUUCCUUGCAGAUUUUGAUCUAUUGGAGAAGUUUCACAACAACACAGAUGCUUUUGGCAGCCCUAGCAAUGUCUAUAUGUUUUGGAUGUUAUCAGUUUAUGGCUAAUAUGGCAAAGCCAACAUAUGGAUCCUCGGGAAAUUUGCUUGAUGGUGGUAUAGAUCUCAACAUGGACUCUGGCAUGGCGGAGCAUGCCAAGGACAUGAUAUUGUUGACUUGCAUAGUACAAACAUUGUCUCUGGUAUCAAGUUAUUUCUGGUUGCUGUGGUUAUUGGCCCCAACCUGGGCAUUCUACCUGCUCUGGACAAACUUCCUGGGGCCAUGGUUCUUUGCUCCUGCCCCAGAGGAAGAUGAGAAGAAAACCAGAAAGAUGGAGCGAAAGAUGAAGCGAAAUUGACCUCAGUUUUACCUUAUAAAUGUCCAUUCCAUCGCAAUCAGUCAUUUUUAUUUCCUUCAUGAUUAAUCAUCCAGUUACCAUAUAUAUAUAUAUAUUAUACUUUGUUGGCGUCAGGCUCACAAACUUCCAGUCAUUCUUACUGUAUGUAGGCUUUUAAACUCAGUGCUCAGAACUUAUGAUUCAACAUGGUGUGUUUUUAGUCGUCGUACACUGUGUCAUUUUCUGUUGAUGUCUCAGAUCAGCAUAUUUAUGUCUGGAUAUGGUCAUGGGUUUUCGUGGGCACUGUCCCUGUAAGUGCAGAAUACAUUUAGGUUCCAGUGGGCACAGCCCUUGUAUUUGCAACACACAUGUAGGUUUCAGUGGGCACAGUCCUUGUAUCU
Molecule: messenger RNA, 933 nt
Organism: Liolophura sinensis
Lineage: Eukaryota; Metazoa; Mollusca; Polyplacophora; Chitonida; Chitonidae
Product: transmembrane protein 208-like
Exons: 6
Coding region: 53-553 (166 amino acids)
Biological process (GO): vacuolar protein processing
Cellular component (GO): intracellular membrane-bounded organelle
Source: RefSeq, a predicted model, not a curated record